CUGCCCUCUCUUCCAGGUGCACCUCCGGCCCCACAAGAUGUCCUGCUACAACCAGUGCUCCCCCUGCCUGCCCUGCCAGCCCUGCUGCCCGACCCCGCUGGCCAACAGCUGCAACGAGCCCUGUGUCAGGCAGUGCCAGAACUCCACCGUCGUCAUCGAGCCCUCCCCCGUGGUGGUGACCCUGCCGGGACCCAUCCUCAGCUCCUUCCCGCAGAACACCCUGGUGGGAUCCUCCACCUCCGCUGCUGUUGGCAGCAUCCUCAGCUCUAACGGAGUGCCCAUCAACUCUGGCUGCUGUGACCUCUCCUGCAUCACCAGCCGCUACUGCGGGAGAACAUGCUAA
Molecule: messenger RNA, 343 nt
Organism: Calidris pugnax (ruff)
Lineage: Eukaryota; Metazoa; Chordata; Aves; Charadriiformes; Scolopacidae
Product: feather keratin Cos1-1/Cos1-3/Cos2-1-like
Exons: 1
Coding region: 38-343 (101 amino acids)
Cellular component (GO): intermediate filament
Molecular function (GO): structural constituent of cytoskeleton
Source: RefSeq, a predicted model, not a curated record